GGGCAGCUCUACUCAGCCGCACAAAGUCAGUGGGCGGUGCCAGAGGGCACGUGACACAGAGAGCCCCGCACAGCUCUGCAGUCUCUUCCGGGGCACUGAGUGAGCUCGCCGGUUGCUGGAGCUCACAGUCCCCUCUGCCUGCAGCGGCCGGAGAGGGAGGUGCUGAACACUGAGCGUUCUAUCGCCUAGGGGCUUCGGCAGGAGGACUAGCGUGUUUUUAACAAAGAUCCUGACAUUAUGGCAGGCCUCCUGAGAUCAGUUACUACCAGCUGCUCAAGUCCACUUUUCAGCAGCCUCGUUUCUCUGAAGGCUCAGACUGUGAAGACACCAUGUCUGCGAAUGUUCCGCACUCACCAAGUGCUCUGGUGCCAGCAACCAGUAAGACCAGGCGUUCCAUACAAACAGAUCACUGUGGGGGUCCCCAAGGAGAUUUUCCAGAAUGAGAAGAGAGUGGCGCUGUCCCCCGCUGGAGUGCAGGCUCUGGUCAAACAGGGCUUUAAUGUGGUGGUGGAAGCAGGAGCAGGAGAAGCUUCUAAAUUCUCAGACGAUCAAUACAAGGAGGCUGGGGCCCACAUUCAGGGGACCAAGGAUGUGUUGGCUUCAGAUUUGGUUCUCAAAGUGCGGGCACCCAUGUUAAACCCUGCUCUGGGAGUGCAUGAAGCAGACCUAUUCAAGCCUUCCUCAACACUUGUCAGCUUCGUUUACCCUGCUCAGAACCCCGACCUGCUGAGCAAACUCUCUGAGAAGAAUAUGACUGUCCUGGCAAUGGACCAGGUGCCUCGUGUGACAAUUGCCCAGGGAUACGACGCCUUGAGUUCAAUGGCAAACAUUGCAGGGUACAAAGCUGUAGUAAUGGCUGCCAAUAACUUUGGACGAUUUUUCACCGGACAAAUCACUGCUGCUGGCAAAGUUCCACCAGCCAAGGUCCUUAUUAUUGGGGGCGGUGUGGCUGGACUGGCCGCUGCAGGAGCAGCUAAAUCUAUGGGAGCAAUUGUGCGAGGAUUUGACACCAGGGCUGCAGCUUUAGAACAAUUCAAAUCCCUUGGGGCGGAGCCGCUGGAAGUGGAUCUGAAGGAAUCUGGAGAAGGCCAAGGUGGUUACGCAAAGGAAAUGUCCAAGGAAUUCAUUGAAGCCGAAAUGAAGCUCUUUGCUAAACAGUGUCAAGACGUGGACAUCAUUGUCACAACUGCUCUCAUUCCUGGCAAAAGAUCCCCAAUUCUGUUCCGUAAGGACAUGAUUGAAUUGAUGAAGGAAGGUUCCGUUGUGGUUGACUUGGCUGCCGAGGCUGGAGGAAACAUUGAAACCACUAAACCAGGAGAACUUUAUGUACACAAGGGUGUGACUCACGUUGGGUAUACUGACAUCCCCAGCAGAAUGGCCACUCAGGCGAGCACACUCUACUCCAACAAUAUCACCAAACUUCUGAAGGCCAUCAGCCCAGAUAAGGAUCAUUUCUACUAUGAUAUAAAGGAUGAUUUUGACUAUGGUACUAUGGAUCACGUCAUCAGAGGAACUGUAGUUAUGAAGGAUGGUAAAGUCAUUUUCCCUGCACCACCUCCAAAUAAGAUCCCUCAGGGAACCCCUGUGAAGCAGAAAUCUGUCUCUGAACUGGAAGCUGAAAAGGUGGCGGCCGUUUCACCUUUUAGAAAGACAAUGAAUGGUGCUGCUGCCUAUACAGCAGGCCUGGGCACCCUCCUCAGUCUGGGCAUCGCAUCACCCCAUUCUGCCUUCACUCAGAUGGUGACAACCUUUGGAUUGGCUGGAAUUGUUGGUUACCACACAGUAUGGGGAGUCACUCCUGCUCUACAUUCACCUCUUAUGUCUGUGACUAAUGCCAUCUCAGGUCUGACAGCCGUGGGAGGACUGGCCCUCAUGGGGGGAAGUUAUCUGCCCACCAACACACAUGAGCUGCUGGCCGUCCUCGCAGCGUUUGUGUCUUCCAUUAACAUUGCAGGAGGUUUCCUGGUUACUCAGAGAAUGCUGGAUAUGUUCAAACGUCCGACUGACCCUCCUGAGUAUAACUAUCUGUACCUGCUCCCAGGAGGUGCCUUUAUUGGGGGAUAUGCAGCUGCCCUUCAAAGUGGAUAUGACAUUGAACAGAUGGUUUACCUUGGUUCAGGCCUGUGCUGUGUCGGAGCCCUUGCUGGCCUAUCUACCCAAGGCACUGCCCGUCUAGGUAAUGCCCUAGGUAUGAUGGGAGUGGCUGGAGGAAUCGCAGCCACCUUAGGUGCUCUUAAACCAAGUCCAGAAUUACUAGCACAGAUGUCUGGAGCGAUGGCACUUGGUGGCACUAUAGGUCUGACCAUUGCCAAACGUAUCCAGAUUUCAGACCUACCCCAGCUUGUGGCUGCUUUCCAUAGUCUUGUGGGUCUGGCUGCCGUUCUCACCUGUGUAGCUGAAUACAUGAUCGAAUAUCCACACUUUGCAACUGAUCCCGCAGCAAACCUCACCAAGAUUGUGGCUUAUCUGGGUACCUACAUUGGUGGCGUCACUUUCAGUGGCUCCCUUGUUGCUUACGGAAAACUGCAGGGUGUCCUUAACUCGGCUCCUCUGCUGCUGCCUGGAAGACACAUGCUAAAUGCAGGCUUGUUAGCCGCCAGUGUUGGAGGCAUCAUCCCCUACAUGCUGGACCCAAGCUACACCACAGGAAUCACAUGCCUUGGAUCUGUGUCGGCCCUUUCUGCUGUUAUGGGUGUCACCCUGACUGCAGCCAUCGGAGGUGCCGACAUGCCCGUCGUUAUCACCGUCUUGAACAGCUACUCUGGGUGGGCUCUGUGCGCGGAAGGAUUCUUGCUGAAUAACAACUUGCUAACAAUAGUUGGCGCUCUGAUUGGUUCCUCUGGUGCCAUCCUCUCCUACAUCAUGUGUGUGGCAAUGAACAGGUCCCUGACGAAUGUUAUCCUAGGAGGCUACGGAACUACAUCAACUGCUGGUGGGAAACCUAUGGAAAUUACUGGCACCCACACCGAAAUCAAUCUGGAUAAUGCAGUUGAAUAUAUAAGGGAGGCCAAUAACAUCAUUAUCACACCAGGUUAUGGGCUGUGCGCUGCCAAGGCUCAGUACCCCAUUGCUGAUUUGGUGAAAAUGCUUAAGGAAGAAGGCAAAAAUGUCAGAUUUGGUAUCCAUCCUGUAGCCGGCCGUAUGCCAGGUCAGUUGAACGUACUUCUGGCGGAGGCAGGAGUCCCAUAUGACAUUGUGCUGGAAAUGGAGGAGAUCAAUGAAGAUUUCCCUGAAACUGAUCUAGUGUUGGUGAUUGGUGCCAAUGACACAGUGAACUCUGCAGCACAAGAAGACCCCAACUCUAUCAUCGCUGGAAUGCCCGUCCUGGAGGUGUGGAAGUCCAAGCAGGUCAUUGUGAUGAAGAGAUCCCUUGGUGUGGGUUAUGCAGCUGUGGACAAUCCCAUCUUUUACAAGCCUAACACCGCCAUGCUUUUGGGAGAUGCUAAGAAAACUUGCGAUUCCCUUCAGGCCAAAGUCCGAGAGUCCUUCCAGAAAUAGAUGCUCCUCUUGGUUUUUAUACAAGCUCUUUACUGGCCAGUGUUAACCGUUUUUAUAACACACAUUUUUAUAGUACAACAUGUACGCAUGGGAAGUACAGCAGAAUAUUGGACUUGCACUAAUGAGCCUUGUGUGCAAAGUAGCAUGAUAUUCUUCAAUAGCAAAACAAAGGUAACGGCAUUUCAACUAAGCUGAUAUCCUAUUUUAUAUCUUUAUACCCAAGACAUAGACUACAGCUCUUUAUACAGAUCAUAUGUACAACUCCUUACAAUAAAGGGCAGAGGUCCCCAA
Messenger RNA from Xenopus laevis (African clawed frog), 3789 nucleotides. RefSeq names its product nicotinamide nucleotide transhydrogenase S homeolog (gene nnt.S). Gene Ontology annotation, molecular function: oxidoreductase activity; proton-translocating NAD(P)+ transhydrogenase activity; NADP binding. The record is from RefSeq and is a predicted model, not a curated record. Gene Ontology annotation, biological process: proton transmembrane transport; NADPH regeneration. The transcript has 22 exons. NCBI's taxonomy places the organism in Eukaryota, Metazoa, Chordata, Amphibia, Anura, Pipidae. Gene Ontology annotation, cellular component: mitochondrial inner membrane. The coding region runs from base 238 to 3498 and encodes 1086 amino acids.